Molecule: messenger RNA, 1204 nt
Organism: Amaranthus tricolor (Joseph's coat)
Lineage: Eukaryota; Viridiplantae; Streptophyta; Magnoliopsida; Caryophyllales; Amaranthaceae
Exons: 1
Coding region: 322-804 (160 amino acids)
Source: RefSeq, a predicted model, not a curated record
UUUGUGAAAAAAAGAAGAACAAAAGACAAUACCAAGUAAGACCACUUCUCCACAUUAUUCUGAAGUAUAAAGCAAACAUUCCUAAAUACCCUUCCUUGUAUUAGUACUCUCACUUUACUUUCCCAUUUCCUCACUCUUCUCAUCAUAUUCCUCCCUACUCUCUACUCUAACCCUUCAAACUUUAAUGCAAUCAAUUCCUCAUUCUUACUCCUUGUCAAUCACCCUAAAUUUUUGUCAUUUCUCUUAAAAUUCCAUAAUUUAAUCCCUAAUUUCUAACAAAGUAAAAAUAAAUUGAUCAUACAUCAAAAAAAUUAUCAAAAAAUGUCAUUACAAAAAUUCAAACUAUUAGCAACACAGUGUUCGAUAAUCGGAAGCCCAACACGGAGCCCAACAACAAGCCCAGUAAUCCACAUCCGCCGUCGUAAAACCCUCCGAAUGCUUCUCAGUGGUAAAGGAAACGGCAGCGUUUUCAACCGCCGAUUUAUUCAUCAAAAUCGCCGAGUUGACUCGCCGGAUCGUCUAAAAAUCGGGAAUCAGAAAUCAGUGAGUGAAAAGGAAAAUAUAGGAGUACGGCUUAAAUUGAAGGAUCUCUUUGUGUCUUCUCCUCCACCAAAGAAGAUUCUAGAAGGAGAAAGUGAAGAUCAAAGAUUGAUACCGUCGGCGGCUGUGAGUUCCGGCAGCGGCGAUGGCGGAUUAAUGGCAGCGCGUCGAGUGAGGCCUUUUUCGGCGACGUUGAGACAAAGAUUGUUGAUGAGGAGAGUGUGGCGGCCGGUGCUUGUAGCCAUACCUGAACAAUCGCCAUAGUGACGCUUUGAAUUACGUCGACGGAAAAAUUGUUUGUUUUGUUGGAUUCUGUAUGAAUUACUAGACUUUGACGAUGACGAUAAAGUAAUUUUGAGGGGAAUUGGAUUGAAAAAUAUGGUAUGUAAAUAAAUAAAAACGAAUUUUGUAUUGAUUUUUCUGAUAGACUGAAUUUCAUUGGCGAUGAUAGAGAUUUUCAACGUUAAAUUUAGCAAUAUUUGCCAUGAUUGAAGAUCGAAGAAUCUCAUCAAGUGAAUUGAUUUGUGUACUUUGUACUAUAAUAAAUUAAUAAUGCUGAUGAAUUUUUCGUUUGAUAGCAAACUGAGACCGUUAGGGUCUAUUUGGUGGCAAAUUGGCCAUGUUUAAGUCAAAUCAAAGAAUACUAUUGAGCUGAUCUUUUCAA